Molecule: messenger RNA, 4101 nt
Organism: Sphaerodactylus townsendi
Lineage: Eukaryota; Metazoa; Chordata; Lepidosauria; Squamata; Sphaerodactylidae
Gene: NSMF
Product: NMDA receptor synaptonuclear signaling and neuronal migration factor
Exons: 16
Coding region: 109-1731 (540 amino acids)
Biological process (GO): positive regulation of neuron migration; regulation of neuronal synaptic plasticity
Cellular component (GO): nucleus; cytoplasm
Source: RefSeq, a predicted model, not a curated record
CUGGCGGGAGCCGCCUGCAGGCAGCGGCGCUCGCAGCCUGGCCGGGGCCGUGUGGGCAUGGGCGGCUCGGCGCGGCGCCGGGGGAGAUGAGCCUGGGAGCCCCCCACCAUGGGCACGGCCGUCUCCAAGCGCCGCGCCCUUCGGAACGAGGCGGUGGCGUCGGUGGCGGCCAAAGUCAGAGCGGCACGGGCCUUUGGAGACUACCUGUCCCAAAACCAUCCUGAGGGCAGGAAUGGCUCAGAUCACCUGUUGGCCGAAUCCUACGUGGGUCCAGAAGACUCUCCAGAGAUGCACCAGGCUGCCCAGAACAAGCGCCGACUGUCACUCAUUUCUGAUGGCAAGUUUGAAAGGAGCUACUCGGAGGAGCGUGGGGAGAAGCUAACAGGAGAGGGCCCUAAGCCCCGCGUUUACACCAUCUCUGGCGAGCGGCCCAUGCUGUCGCAGCACCAAAGCGAGAGUAUGGAGCUGGUGGUCAUCAAAGGACCUGAGACUGAAGAGGAAGAGGAGGAGUGCUCCCAGGGACAGCCCUUGCAGAAUGCUGGCAGCUCCCAUAACAUUAGCAGGCAUUGCAAAGAUGGCUGGACCAGCAAUCGGCAGGUCUCUAAGGAGUGUCCUGGCUGUGCCCAGUUGACUUCUCCUUCGCAACAUACCUUUGAUCUGGAGCAUCAUCACCAUCACCACCAGACUGGUGAGGCCAGCUGGCGCCGGAAAAAGUUGGAGAGGAUGUACAGCAUUGACCGUGUGUCCGAGGACAUCCCAAUCAGGACCUGGUUUCCCAAAGAGAACCUGUUCACUUUCCAAACAGCUACAACAACUAUGCAAGCCAUCUCGGCAUUCAGGGGCUACGCAGAGAGGAAGAGGCGGAAGCGGGAAAAUGAUUCUGCAGCUCUGAUCCAGAGAAAUUUCAGGAAGCACCUGCGCAUGGUGGGGAGCCGUCGCAUGAAGGCACAGAGUGAGUGCGGGAACUUCAGAGCAUUUGCCGAGCGGCGAGAAAGGAGCUUCAGCCGGUCCUGGAGCGACCCGACUCCCAUUAAGCCUGAAAACCUCAAUGACUCCCGAGAAAGCCAUGACCUCCAGGACUCCUGCUGCGCACUUGAUAAGAGUGUUGACUCGAACUGGACGGCAGAGAAGGAGCUUGAAGCUGCAGCUUGCAGUGGGGAGGACUUCAUCCCACCCAAAAUCAUGCUUAUUUCCUCCAAGGUUCCCAAAGCAGAAUAUGUUCCAACAAUCAUCCGCCGAGACGACCCAUCCAUCAUACCCAUUCUCUAUGAUCAUGAGCAUGCUACUUUUGAUGACAUUUUGGAGGAAAUUGAGAAGAAGUUGAAUAUCUAUCGGAAGGGCUGCAAAAUUUGGAAGAUGCUGAUUUUCUGCCAGGGUGGCCCAGGUCACUUGUACCUUCUGAAGAACAAAGUCGCCACUUUUGCAAAAGUGGAGAAGGAGGAAGACAUGAUCCAUUUCUGGAAGCGGCUGGGCCAUCUGAUGAGCAAAUUGAACCCUGAGCCAAAUGUCAUUCACUUCAUGGGGUGCUACGUACUUGGAAACCAUAAUGGAGAGAAGCUUUUCCAAAAUUUGAAAAAUUUAAUGAGUCCCUGCCGAGUUACCUUUGAAUCUCCACUAGAACUCUCUGCUCAAGGGAAGCAAAUGAUCGAAACUUAUUUUGAUUUCCGCCUUUAUCGCCUUUGGAAGACCCGCCAGCACUCCAAACUGCUGGACUAUGACGACAUCUUAUGAGGGCAGCCAGAAAUCACCCAAGAGUGGUUGGGUUCAGCAGAGUCCAAGUGGCUGAGCUUCAUGCUGAGAGACCUUUUCCACAGGCACCGGAGAGGCCUUUGGAGCCCCUUGGUGGUGGCUGUGCCACUGCAGAGCUAGAAGGGAACAUUGCUGGGACACCAAGAGCUUUGGAGAGGUUGGCUUGCUACUGCAACUGGGCAGAGCAGCAUGUAUGCCUGUUGGAGGGAGCACUGGAGUGGGCCAGGAUGGAACUGAGCUGAUUUACUUCACAAAGGGCCAAACUCAUCUGCAGGUCCUUUUUAAAAGACACUUAAAGCUCAGGUUUUCUUAACUACAAAGAACUCAAAUGACAAUCUUUUUCUUUGCGCUACUUAAUAAAGGGGGAGCAUCCGUGUGCAACAUCCUCUUGUUUUUCAUGCGCAGCCGCCUCUAUUUUGGAGGCAAGGAACGCCAUACUCAACCCUGCGUGCUUUCAGCUGCCAGGUCCAAAGCCUUCGCAUCGAUCAGAGGAAAUUCAGACUUUAAAAAUCUCGCUCAUUUUAAUAGGGGGAAAAAAGUGCAAUUUUUAUAUGAAUAGAAGGAAUAUUUAAUUAGUUAUCGACGUAAACACACAUCAGUAAUCAAUAGAGGAAAUAUUUUUGGUCUGCUUGAAAAUAUAUUUGAAAUAGUAAUAUAUCUUCUGUAGACAUAUAUAUGUGUGUGCACGCGUGCGUGUGUGUAUAUUUAUAUAUACAUGUAAUCACCAGCAGGAUUGGUAUUUCACAUGCUAAUUCGCAGACCUGCAUGUCUGCAGUUUUGAUUUGGAUUCCAAUCUAGCUUGGGAGGACACUUUAACUGUAGGUUCCCUUAAGGAGAUUGUUCCUAUGUUGGAAGAACAAUCCACAUUCUUAUCUGCUGCUUGGCAAAACUAGAGUUUUGUCUUAACAUUUUUAGUUUUAGAAAUAUGGCAACAUAGCCAAAAGAAAUCUCAGUCUGUUUUCAUGAAUAUAUAUAACAACCAACUAGAAGUGAAUAGCCAUGUUAACGGACGUUUACUGAUUUUGAUCUUGCUGGUUUUUUUGGAGUUAAAGUGAGGGGAAUCUGAAAGACGGGUGUUAAUUUUUUGGCUGCUAUAGGGAGCUGGGUACAUUAGCUAUGGCGGCUUAAUGUCAGAGGGAAAGUCCUCCAUGUGUAGUGCUGAAGCAAUGAAGAGAGUUGUGACUUCCCCACAUACCCUUUUCUUGUGUUGGCACGGAAAAGUUGCCCGUGAUCUAUUUGACGGGAAGAUUUGCCAGUGAACUUUGCUCAUUCCAGAAAAAGCAAGUGUGUGGUUGUGGUCUGUGUGUGAUUGUAGCUGGAUGAUCCAGAUCUGUGCUUAACACUUUUUGAGGAGAUAUUUUGAGAUAGGUACAUUGGGUGGGUUUUUUUGUUUUGUUUUGUAGUCACCUUCCUGUUCAGGUGACAUGAAUAUCCGUGGAGGCUGUGCUCUCCUAGACAGAUGUACUCUUUCUGGUUGUUUGGGGUGGGAAUUUGCUGUUUGUUCUUGACAAAAAAAAGGUGAAAUGUUUGGGAAACAAAUCUGGAGGUUUCCCUGUAUUCUUAGUUUUCUGAGAAGAUUGUGAAGUGAAAACAAGUAUACAUUAUGAAUCUUCUUUGUGUUAAAGUGACAGACCCACUAUAUCAAAAUCCAUAACCAUGGUCCCUUCAUUGUGCUAAUGCUUUUCAUACUUUCUUGCUGUUUGUACCAUAGAUAGCCAGCCCACCAGCACUGACUGCUGAACAUUAACACUUUCAUUGUCUGUUUCUGUGCCACAAACCUUGCCUGAGCUUCUAAAUCAGUGUGGGGUGAGAAUUACAAUGAGAUUCAUGAUUUGGCAUACAUAAAUUGUUGUUACUAAAAUUUAACACUUCAUAGUUUACAAUGUUGAUAUUUUGGUCCCCAAAUUCCAAAAUUGUGAAGCUUUUAAAAGCUUUUUUUUUUUGCUUUUGUCAAAACUGUCUUGUUUCAGAAUUAAUCUUCUAGUUUCCAACUGUUUACAUUGUGUCUUUCUCAGUAGCCUUUUAAUCCAACAGCAUUCUUCAUUCAAUAAGCUGACUUAAUUCUUGGUAGGUUGAUAUACAUUUUUGCCACAACACCUGAGUGAAGACCAUUUUAAAAAUUACUCCUUAAAAAUCCACUUCAGCGAGAGGUAAUUGGCAGUCACUUGAAAUAAUAAUGGGAAAUUGUAAUUCUCUGGGCAAUCAGCUUAUUUUGUAAAGCUAACACCUUCCCAUGGAAUGGUUUUGGUAGCUGCUGUCUGUUGCUGGAGGCAAAAGGCUCCAAUGUUUAUUGCAGGCUCAGUUGAGCAAAUAAUUGUACAGAAGAUUUUUAAAUACAAUGUGAUCAAGUGA